AUGGCGGACCCUCAGCGCGAAGCCCGGACCCCUCUCGGGGUCAUCCACUCCAACUUCGCAGCUGCUCCUGCGGGCCAGGGAACACGCCGGAGCAAGCCGGCCUCCCGGGGGUCCCAGCCCGGCGGGGGGGCAGGUUCGGCCGUCGCGCAGACCCGCAUUCCCAAGCCCACUCCCCCGCCCCAGUCCCAGCCCAGGGCUCCAGGCACCGCCUACAGUGUGGCCGCUGGCCCCUCCAAGCCCCACCCCACGGCCUCCCAGCCCCAGCACACACCUGCCCCCAGCUUCGCUCUGUACGACAACCCCAGCUUCGACUCGCCGCACUACGACCUGCGAGCGGAGCACAGCGAGGGUUUGACCCCGGGCUUCCUCGCGGAGGAUGCUCCUGGCUCGAGCCACGUCAGCGAGUGGCUGUCCUCCGUCAGCCCCCUCGCCCAGAGGACGGCGUCCCGGGUGGACGCAGCAGCGCCGGAGUGCGAGACGCCCCUAGCCCCGCGCCAGGGCAUGGGGCGACUGGUGAACGCUUACCUGCGCACGGGUCCCCAGAUGCUCUCGCCUGAGCCGGGUGCGGGGAGGGACGGCGCGAUCCUGGCCCCGAGCGUGGCGCAGGAGCGUCCCAACUCCGGCAGGCCUGGGGCCCCCAAGGCUAGACGAGAGGAGUUCUGGGCGGAGGAUGGCACGCUGCUGGCUAGAAGUCAUGUUGGCGAGGUGCCAGACAAGGAUCAAGAGGCCUCCUCGGGGCCGUCGGGGGACAAGCCCUUUCCCCUGCGCGUGCCGACCUCCAGCGGGGAAUCCGACCAGUUCAGGGCUCCAACGGGCCACGGCGCCGUCUCCCCGCCGACCUUCUCCUUUGGCGGGGCGAUGGUCGCCGCCGGCGACGGCGCGGCCGUCUUGCCCACCCCCGCCCCCCGCUUUGCCCAGGCCACGCAAGCCGUGCCCGCCGGCAGCGCCGGGUCCCUCCUCGCGCCGUCCGGCAGCGUGACCGGGCCCGCGCUGUCCUGCGUGGGCCCCACCCCGGGGACAAACCCCUUCCGCGCCAUGUUGGCGCACCUGCGCGGCCCGGCCUACGAGUCCCCGGCGUACGGCGAGGGCGCCGCGGGCAGCGUCCCCGGGCAGGGGCCAGCGGAGGCCGGCGCGCUGGGCAGCCCCCGCUCCCCGCCCCACCUCACCCCCAUGCCCCUCAUCUCCGUGGGCGGCGAGGCGAGGGCGGCGGCGGCGGGGCACGGGGAUUCCACGGCACGCGGGGCCCAGGCGGCGGCAGAGGCCGUCCAGGCCACCCCGGCGCAGGAGGGGGCACACCUCGUCCCCACCACCCCCGUCCUGGGUCAAGGUAGCGUGAGCCGGUGGUUGGCGCGGCGUGGGCUGGGAGACGCGCUGGGCACGCCUGCGCGCGGGGAGCUGCGGCGGCUGUGGGCCGCCGCGGGGCAGGUGCAGGAGGUGGAGGCGCGCAACGCGCAGCUGAGCGCCGAGUUGGAGGGCGUGCGCGCCGCGCUGGGCGCGCUGGGCCUGGAGAGCGAGGCGGAGCGCGCGGAGCGCAUUGCUGCGGAGGAGGAGCUGGCGGCCGCGCAGGCAGCCGCGCAGCACAUGGUGGUCCUGGCGGCCCGCAUCCAGGAGCUGUUCGUGAGCUGCGAGGCGGAGCGGGCCCAGCUCCUGGCCCAGCUCCAGGCGCAGCGUGCGGAGCAUGAUCAGGCCCGGCUGGCGGCGCUGCACGCUGAGCUGGACACCACCAGGCUGGAGGGGCUGCACGCUGGGCACGCUGCGGGGGCCAUCCCCGCAACCCCCAGGAUCAAGCAGGCGAGCUGGGAUGAGGGGCGGGGGCUGCUGGAAAGCUCGGCCGCCGAGCUGGCGGGGGUCCGCGCCAUGCUGCGGGGAGUGCCUGCAAGCCCGGCCGUGGCCCGGCAGGCAAGGCUGGCCCGCACGCUGCAGGAGGCCCGCGCCAGCCUGGCGGAGGGCAGGGCGCACCAGACCCCGGCGGGGGGAGGCGGGAGCGUCGUUCGCGCAAGGGGCACCCGUUUCGGACCCACGCAGUACAUUGACGGAGCACAGAGUGCCGCACUGGCGCGUCAGCUGUCCCUUGGGGACAGAGAGGAGGGCGAGGGCCCGGACCAGCAGGUCACGCCUCAUACUCAUAUUGCGGCUCGGGAGCCGGGGACAGCACUGAAGGAGGUGUUCUACACACCGUUUGCCGGCACGCCCUCCACCGCCACGACCAUCACCGUGGACUACAGCACGCUGUGUGGCCACUUGGCCGGCGCGUCGCCCGAGGUGACCUCCAGGCUGCAGGCCAUGGAGGAGGGGCGCACGCCCUUCUCAAUCCAGGGCACUGUAGAGGGCGCGACAAGCGACAACCCAGAGUUGCUGGCGGUGGCAGAGGAUGUCGACGCCGUCUGUCGGCGCAGCCCGAGCCCUGGCAGCCCGCAGUCCUCCCUUGGACCCUCUGGCGAGUUGAGCCCAGGUGCAGCUUUGGCCCAGUCGGCGGAAAAGGAGGGAGCCGUGGCAGCGGCACCUACUGCUGCCAGCACUCUGGAUGCGGACUCGCAGACCGAGGCCGCCGCCUCCGUCGACGAGGACCAGUGCACGGUCUUCCACGGGGCCUUUGUCGUCACAAACGUCCCGGCCUCACGAGUCUCAGGGGUCCGGGAGAUGGUCCGCUACUACGAGGCCCUAGCAGGGCGGGAGGAAGAAGGCGCAGCAGGUGUCAGGCACGCCCUGGCAGGGGAGGCCCAUGGCAGGCCCGACACCCCGUCUUCCGAGAAUGUGCCGCCUUUUGCCGCAUCUCAGGCAGACGCAGAGGGCGUGCAGCCCUUGGAGGGAGGAGCAUGGGAGGCACGGCCGGAUGCAGACCUGAAGGGGCUGGACGGCGUCCUUUCGGAGGCUGCCAUUGGCGCCACUCCCCAGCACGACUUUGAUGGGGUGGAGCAAGCGGGAGCUGCGACCGGCGGCACGCUCGGCUGGGACGGGCCACAGGAGCUGGCCACACCGCCGGGCUUUUCUGCGGCGGAUGCGCACAGUCCCGGCGCCUCACCCCACCGCCCCACGCCCCUCAACUUCCUCGCCAGGCCGGGCGGCAUGGGGCCUGUUGCUGACGAGCAGGGGAGCGCUGCCCUCCGGCCAGGUGACCAACCCGCCGAAUCCAUCACCCUUGGAGCGGUGACGACCUCGACGCCGCUUCCCACGGUCCAGACCCACGCCACCGAACUCCCGGGCCCGACGGCGGCGCUGUUGACCCCCUCGGGGGUGCUGGACGCGUCCCCAGCGUCCAUUGCCUCCUCGGCAUCCUUAGCCUGGGCGCACGGCGCGGCCACGCCGCCACCAGCCAGCCUGGACGUGUCGCCUGUGAGGCCAGUCGCGGUCGAGGCGCCAGGCGGUGCGGGGUCCGAAGCGGGCAGCUGGUCCGCCGACCAGCUCCCGCGUCGCUCCGUGCCAUCCGACGGUGCGAUGGCUGACAGUGGUCCUUUCGUUGGCGACGGCGCGGCGGUCAUUCAUAGCCAGUCGACCACCAUGGGCGGCUCUGGGGCGGGGAGCAUGGCCUCUGUCACCUCCAGCGACGAGGAGGCAGUAGAGGGGCUGGCGGCAGGGCCUGUUGACAUGGAUCCUACGCAGCUUGGACCCCCCGCGCUCCAGCUUGUCUGUGGAAUCAUCGAUGGCGCCUAUGCUUCUGGCUCACCAGACGUCGUGGCCACUCCCGCCCCUGUGUCUUUGUACACCCCGGGCACGGCGCCGCGCGGGCGCAUCGCCACGCCUGCGUCGGCGUUCAGCGUCAGCUCGCUCGCGGCAAAGCCCGCCGCAGAUGUGCAGGAUGCGGUGCGGGGCCGUCUCGCCCGGCUCAAGGCCGACCUCAAGGCAGCUCAGUCGAAGCUGGCCACCGUGGACCAGGGCCUGUCUGCCAUGGACUUCACGCCUUCCACCGCCGGCAGCCAAGCGUCCGUCCAGCGUCCGCCCCGCCCGGUCCCCUCCCCACUGCCGGCGCCCUCUUUCGCGCCGGACGCGAGCGAUACAAAUGUCAGCCAGCCUGUGCGAGAGGUCCAGCGACAGCACCCGCCGUCCCCGGCCGCGUCCACGGCAGCCUCCGAUCCAGUUGCCGCACCCAGCGACCCGACACAGCACGCCCCUCCUCCCCCCAGCACAAACCCCAGCGGGGCGCGGGGUGCGUGGCGCGGGGUCAGUUUCCAGCCGGGCUCCACACCAGAGCACAGCGCGCGCAGCAGCGCGAGCUGGAGGCCGGCCACGCCCGGCACGGCGCUGGAUGCCGGCGCCGGUGCGGGCGAGGACUUUCACGCGGGCGAGGCCUCGAGCCAAGGCAUCCGCGCCGGCAUGGGCAGAGGCGCGGGCCCCGAGGCGAGCCCAGGUGCGAAGGCAGCUCUCAGGCCCCGAGUGCAGGCCCUCCCACCCGACCACUCCUCCAGCAGCAGCGAUGAGGAGGGGGUGCAGGCGGUCGGCGUCCGACGCACGCAGGCAUCACCCGUCACACCCGCACAGGCGGCGGGGACCCUCCAGCCGCCCACCCCCGCCUCGGCAUGCACUUCCGCCUUUGAGUUCAGCCCCCUGCUGGCCCCGCCCCGGGGCCGGCAUGUUGGCCUGCCCCCUCGGCCCCGCCGCCUGCCCACGGCGUCAGAAGACAGGGAGUUUCGGCGCCGUGCGGCGGCCCUAAACAUCCACGUCUCCCCAUACUUCCGCUGA
This is a messenger RNA of Auxenochlorella protothecoides, 4677 nucleotides long. RefSeq lists its product as hypothetical. Bases 1 to 4677 code for a protein of 1558 amino acids. The transcript has 10 exons. NCBI's taxonomy places the organism in Eukaryota, Viridiplantae, Chlorophyta, Trebouxiophyceae, Chlorellales, Chlorellaceae. The record is from RefSeq and is a predicted model, not a curated record.